Messenger RNA from Trypanosoma conorhini, 1419 nucleotides. Its product is annotated as succinyl-diaminopimelate desuccinylase-like protein. Gene Ontology annotation, biological process: proteolysis. Bases 1 to 1419 code for a protein of 472 amino acids. The record is from RefSeq and is a predicted model, not a curated record. NCBI's taxonomy places the organism in Eukaryota, Euglenozoa, Kinetoplastea, Trypanosomatida, Trypanosomatidae. The transcript has a single exon. Gene Ontology annotation, molecular function: peptidase activity.
AUGUCUGUUGAUUGGGAGGCCGUGAAGCGAAGCAUCAGUGAGGAAUGGGACAAGACGGUGUUGCCUGCUCUCUCCGCAUACAUUGCGGUUCCAAACCAGACGCCGCUCUUUGAUCCGGAAUGGGCCACCAACGGCCUCAUUAUGAAGGCCAUGAAUGUCAUGCUGGAGUGGGUGAAGGGCCAGGGUAUCAAGGGCCUAAAAUAUGAGGUUCUGGAAGAAGAAGGUCGGACACCGUUCCUCAUUUUGGAGGUUGACGGCACAAAGCCCACAGCGAAGACGGCGCUGCUCUAUGGUCAUAUGGACAAGCAGCCACCUCUUCUUCCAUGGAGUGAGGGCCUUCACCCCUACAAGCCCGUGUACCGCGAUGGGAAGUUGUAUGGCCGAGGCGCCGCAGAUGAUGGCUACGCUGUAUUCUCGGCGGUGAGCGCUUUGGCGGCCGUGCAAAAGCACGGUCUGCCCCAUGGACGCGUCGUCGUGAUCAUUGAGGCGGCUGAAGAGUCUGGGAGUCCCGACCUCCCCCAUUACAUGGGGCGGCUCAGCGACCGCAUCGGAGAUGUGGAUCUUAUUGUCUGCCUGGACAGCGGGGUUAUGACGUAUGACAAGGUGUGGCUAACCACUGCGCUGCGAGGCGUUAUUGAUGGCAACCUCACCGUUGAAACCCUGAGCGAAGGGAUGCACAGUGGUGUCUCUGGUGGUGUUGUUCCAGACACCUUCCGCAUUGCUCGCCAUUUGCUUGACCGCAUUGAGGACCCCACAACGGGCGAGAUAAAGCUUCCUGAGGCGCAUUGUGUUAUUCCGGAACCUGUCGUGAAGAGCGUGGAUGUCAUGAAGGAAGUCAAUUUCAAGGAACAAUUUGCGUUGCUGCCGGGUGUCUCUUCCGAACCCGGCGACAAUGCCGAGCUCGCUCUGCGCAAUUUUUGGAAACCCUGCCUCACCGUGACGGGGGCCAACCUUCCGGAACCCGCCGUCGCCGGCAAUGUGAUUCGCGCAAAAACAGUGCUGCGGCUUUCGGUUCGUGUCCCGCCAUUGGCGGACGCCGAGGCUGCCUGCAAUGCCCUGAAGAAAAUCCUUGAGGCGAACCCACCAUAUGGUGCCAAGGUUGUUUACGAAGCAGAGGAUGCGGGGCACGGAUGUGCAACCCCGGAGCUCAAGCCGUGGCUUGCCAAGUCCCUAACUGAAGGCAGCAUGAGCGCAUUCGGCAAAACAUUUGCGACGCAGGGCAUGGGUGGCUCCAUUCCGUUUAUUGCGGCGCUUAUCAAGCGAUACCCAGAGGCCCAGUUUGUGGUAACGGGUGUACUGGGGCCCAAAAGCAACGCACACGGACCAAACGAGUUUCUCCAUGUGCCCUACACGAAGGGUCUGACCUUUUGCGUCGCCCGCAUGUUGGCCGACCACUUCCAUGCCACACCGAAGCUGUAG